UUGUUUCAAAGCAAAAAUGAGCACUCGAAGAAAAUCCAAGCCACAAAAUAUUCAAAUCCAAGCAAGUUUCACUGAAGAAAAUAAUCAAAAGUCAAACCGAAAGCGAACUAUUCAAGUCAGUCAAAACAACCAACAAUCAGGACAAAGUUCUAGUGGGAGCCAACAACAAUUUAAUCGAGGGAGUAAAGUUGCUAAAACAAAGAUAAUUACACCAAAGUUUUCUCUUCCACCUGAAGUGCUGCUUGAUGUAUUAAAAUGCCUUGAUUUCAACCAAUUAUUUUCUCUUAGACAAACCAACUUUUAUUUUUGCAAUUUAAUUAAUAAGUAUGAAGUAGAAUUGGCAAGAAUGAAACUCAGUCGGCUCGCAAAUAUAAAACUUAGUUCUAAAGUCUUUCAAAACGCGACGAGAAAAGGAGAUCUUUUCGAAAAAAUCCUUUUUUCGACAUAUCAAAACGCUAAAUACGUUAGACUUCAAUCUGGAAUUUCUGAAUUUACUUUAAAUGAUCAACUUAAGGAGAAGUGGCAAGCAGCACUAGAAAAAUCAAUUCCGUUGUAUUUAAAUCAUUUAAUAACUGAAAGGCCAAUUCUUGUUAGAAUUGUAACAAUAGAGGGCGAAAGAUAUAUUUUAUAUUUGCCAAACUUUCCAGAGGACAUUGAAGACAUGAUUACUCUUCGUUGCUGGUUAGAACGUAUAUUUAAUUGUGCUUUUGAACGUGCUUAUCUUGGUUAUAGCUUUAAUCCAGAAAUGAUUGACAUAUUAUUUGAUGAUGAUAAGACGAUUCCUCAUCAGUUUCUCACUCAAUGACUAAAAUUUUAUUUAAUUUAAAAAAUAUGGUUUCUCAUUGAUUCGAUCAAAUUGCUUUUGUUUUAAAAGUUUAUAUAUAUUUGAUUCAUUUUUUAAUCCUCAAACAUUUACUCC
This is a messenger RNA of Meloidogyne enterolobii, 919 nucleotides long. Lineage: Eukaryota; Metazoa; Nematoda; Chromadorea; Rhabditida; Meloidogynidae. The record is from the annotation of a GenBank genome assembly.